UCCUAUCUGUGUUCUGAAAAAAUCAAAUGUUUGGUCGCAUGGGUCGCUUCAAUCUUUUACUAGUUUGGUCACUUCACCUCAGUUUGUGUCUACUUCUUUGUCCCACAUCGGCGCAGCUCAAAACAAAUUACUAUGCCAACAUCUGCCCCGACGUAGAAAAAAUUGUAAAAAAUGCUGUCACUAAUAAAUUCCAGCAAACAUUCGUCACUGUUCCGGCAACACUCCGUCUCUUUUUCCACGAUUGCUUUGUCCAGGGAUGUGAUGCUUCCGUUAUAGUUGCUUCCACUGCAAACAACAAGGCAGAAAAGGACCAUUCUGAUAAUCUAUCAUUAGCCGGAGAUGGGUUUGAUACGGUGAUCAAAGCCAAAGCAGCCGUUGAUGCAGUUCCUCAAUGCAAAAACAAAGUUUCAUGCGCUGAUAUUCUUGCCUUGGCCACCAGAGAUGUUAUUGGUUUGGUUGGUGGACCUUCAUAUUCGGUUGAGUUGGGAAGAUUGGAUGGACUAACCUCAACUUCUACAAGUGUAGAUGGGAAGCUGCCCAAGCCAACAUUCAAUUUGAACCAGCUCACUUCCAUGUUUGCUUCCAAUGGGUUGUCCCAGGCUGACAUGGUUGCUCUUUCAGGAGCACACACCCUAGGGUUCUCUCAUUGCAACCAGUUCUCAAAUCGGAUUUACAGUAAUCCAGUGGACCCCACGCUGAACAAAACGUAUGCAACGCAGCUCCAACAAAUGUGUCCCAAAAAUGUGGACCCCGACAUAGCCAUCAACAUGGACCCAACCACGCCCAGGGAGUUUGACAAUGCAUACUUUGAGAAUCUUAUAGAAGGGAAGGGGUUAUUUACCUCGGACCAGGUCCUUUUUACGGACAGCAGGUCCCAGCCCACGGUAAGAACAUGGGCCAAAGAUAAGACGGCUUUUAACCAGGCCUUUAUUAACGCCAUGACCAAGCUGGGUCGGGUCGGAAUCAAGACCGGCCAUAAUGGCAAUAUUCGUCGUGAUUGCGGUAUUUUAAAUUGAGGAAAAAAAAAGGGGGUUAUAAAAGGAAGCAGGUUAAACUAAAUGUGGACCAAAUUCAGCUUCAGUUCAUCUGUUUCUUUUUUGGGACAAAAAAUGGGAAGAAAAAAAAAAGAAAAGAGAGAGGGAAAGAAGGGAAAAAAAGAAGUUGAAAAUAGGUGAGAUUCAACUCUUACAGCGAGGUUUGUAACUUCAAUAAUCCAAAUUGUUAAGUUGGCUGUAUAUGAAAUAAUGGACAGGAUGACAUUGUGUCAAUAUGUUAAGUGAAACAACAUCAGGCCCAAUUCGUUUUCCUUUUUAUAUUUAA
Molecule: messenger RNA, 1320 nt
Organism: Pyrus x bretschneideri (Chinese white pear)
Lineage: Eukaryota; Viridiplantae; Streptophyta; Magnoliopsida; Rosales; Rosaceae
Product: peroxidase 50-like
Exons: 4
Coding region: 27-1016 (329 amino acids)
Biological process (GO): hydrogen peroxide catabolic process; response to oxidative stress
Molecular function (GO): peroxidase activity; heme binding
Source: RefSeq, a predicted model, not a curated record